This is a messenger RNA of Lampris incognitus (smalleye Pacific opah), 1311 nucleotides long. Its product is annotated as protein AMBP-like. The coding region runs from base 85 to 1152 and encodes 355 amino acids. Gene Ontology annotation, molecular function: serine-type endopeptidase inhibitor activity. The record is from RefSeq and is a predicted model, not a curated record. Gene Ontology annotation, cellular component: plasma membrane; cell surface. NCBI's taxonomy places the organism in Eukaryota, Metazoa, Chordata, Actinopteri, Lampriformes, Lampridae. The transcript is spliced from 10 exons.
AUCAGGAGAGGGGUGGAAGCAGGGGUUAUGUGAAGCGUGGAAGCCCGGUCCUCACAGAGUCCAGUGGACAGACUGGCUGACAGAAUGGAGAAAGGGAAAAGUCUAGUUUCUCUAUUGGUACUGGGAUGGAUCUGGACCCUCCACGGGCUCCCUGUGCUCCCUGAACCCCUCUACCCAACACAGGAGAACUUUGACCUGGGCAGGCUGAUGGGGAAGUGGUACGAGCUGGCAGUGGUGUCGACCUGCCCUCACUACAUGCAGCGUCAAGGAAGAGAUCCAGUCAUCGGAACAGUGGAGCUGCAAAACAGUGCUGGAAAUGGCACCGUCAAAAUGACAGGCAGUGUACUCAAGCAUGGCAUAUGCAAGCAUACAUCAGCAGAUUAUGGUUUGACCAGCACACCAGGACGGUUCUUCUAUCAUGUUGCCAAAUUCGGAGCCGAUGUGGACUCUUAUGUGGUUCGUUCCGACUAUGAGGGAUAUGCGAUACUGAUUGUGCUGAGCACAGAUGCAGCAUCAGGGGAAAGAAGCAUAAUAGUCAAGCUGUUGAGUCGAGCUAUGGACGUACGCCCCACGGUGUUCGAAGACUUCAAAACACUGGUCAGAGAACAAGGGAUGAGGGAGGACAGCAUCAUCAUCAAGCAAAACAAAGGUGAAUGUACGCCAGGUGAACUGGCUGCAGCGCCUCCUGCUCAGCGUCAGAGAGCUAAAAGGACUGUGGAGCCCUUUGUACACCCAGCAGAAGUGGAUAUGUCUGGCGAUGACACACGUCUUUUCAGAAGAGGAGAGUCUUGUAAUGCAGCACCAGAUGCAGGGCCAUGUUUUGGGACGCUCCCGCGUUAUUUCUACAACUCCUCCUCUAUGAGCUGCCAGCUUUUCACCUAUGGGGGUUGUUUGGGCAACCAGAACAACUUUGAUAGUGAGAGAGAUUGUCUACAGAGCUGUCGGACCGAAGCUGUUUGUCGUCUGCCCAUGGUGGCCCACCCCUGUACGAACCAGCCUCUGGUCUGGACCUUUGACUCCGUCACUGGUCUGUGUCUUGGCUACAAACAGGGCUUCUGCCAGGCCAACGGCAACAGGUUCUACAGCAAAGCCGAGUGUGAGGAGUACUGUGGAGUAGUCAAAGAUGACGAGGAGCUCCUGAAGACUAACUGAGUCAUAUGAGGAGACAACCCUACAUGCCUGAACACAUUACAUAGAAAUGCAAUUAAAACAAGCAGUCUAAACCAGACAAAAAAGGAUAACAUGACAAUAGUGACAGUAACUUUGUGGAAUAACAUCACUAGUCACCAAUAAAUCAGCAGAAUAAUGGUG